Lymnaea stagnalis (great pond snail) is the source of this 1093-nucleotide messenger RNA. NCBI's taxonomy places the organism in Eukaryota, Metazoa, Mollusca, Gastropoda, Lymnaeidae. The record is from the annotation of a GenBank genome assembly.
GAAACAUUAACACCCAGUCGAAUCAUUGCUGAUGUUGAAAAACUUGGAUAUAAGUGGUGAGUUGAACUAGUCAUAUAAAGUGGUGAGUUAAACUAGUCAUAGAAAGUGGUGAGUUGAACUAGACAUAGAAAGUGGUGAGUUGAACUAGUGAUAGAAAGGGGUGAAUUGAACUAGUGAUAGAACUAAUCCAUCAUUAGUAAUCAAUUGCAGAUUUUAUUUUUAUGACAUUAAAAACUACUAUUUAAAAAAAUCAAAAUUUCUUUUCAUGGAAAGUUGGAUACCUAAAGAAUCAAAAGACUCCAUGGAUGAAAUGGCUAAAGCUCUGCUGGAUGCUAAAAUUUUCAUGGUGUUUGUAUCCAACAACUAUGUGGAGAAUGAGAACUGCUGUAACUUGUUUAAGUACGCCAGACAGACUUUAAGGAAAGAUAUGAUCUUUGUGGCCGUGGGAGGAAGUGAUGAGUGGAAACGCAGCAAACUGGGCAUUUUAUUUCCUGAUGAGGUUUGUAUUCCUGAUGAUGGUUUCAUCAUUACAUCUCACAUUUAGUGUUCCACUUAAAGAAGGUUCUCUCAUUUUAUUUUCUGUGUAUUUACUUCAAUAUUUCUGGCUGUGGUUUUAUAUUUUCAAUUAAUUUGAUUAUACAUAAGUCUUGUAAAUAACACUGUGUGUCAUACCUUCAAGUGGAGACUGGUUUUGAUUCCCUGUCUUAAAGAUUAAUUUUAUUUGUCAUGAUGAAACAUUCAAAGCAAUAAUAAUUAUACUCAAAAAGAGAUAUCAAACAAAAUCAGUAAAAAUGAAAAUAAUUGGGCUUACACUUACAUUAAAAAAUUUGCAAGUUUAAAAAUUAUUUCAACAUACCGGUACUACAUAAAACAUUCAAACAACUUAUUUAAAGUUUUAAUUUUUAUGUUUUAGCUUUAUGUGGAUAUGAAGAAAGCCAGUCGGUAUGAGCAUAAAAAAGAUGAGCUUGCUGCUAAACUGAAAGAAAAACAUGCUGUGGAGUCAGAGGGCUCAAAAACCAAGAGUUUCCCCCCUUGUUUUAUUUCCUACUGCUGGCAGAAUUCAGCCAAAGCUGUGGCUAAAGGUUCAAGGUAG